GGGAUGAUGCAGUGCGCCGGAUGUCAGAAGGCGAUCGACGACCGAUACGUGUACAUGAUCCAGGAUCGAGUGUGGCAUGGCGCCUGUAUCCUCUGCUGCGAGUGCCGCUCGGUGUUGAGGGAGCGUUGCUAUCAUCGCGACGGCAAGUACUUCUGUCGAAAGGAUUUCUUCAGGUUGUUUGGGACACUCUGCUCGGGAUGCGGGCAGGGUAUUGCACCGGACUGUUUGAUUCAUCGCUUCGGGUCGAGGGUCUAUCAUCGCGAGUGUCUCACUUGUGCAGCAUGCGGGCGAAAGUUGGAGACGGGCGACGUGAUGCGGAUAGGCGAGAGCGGCGUCUUGGUGUGUCGAUGCAGCUUCGGAGAUCUAGAGGAGCGCGAAGAUCAAACAACUGCAAGUAAACGGACACAGUCGGGCAGCAGCAGUCGAGAUGAGUAUGGAGAGAAGGUGGAAGAAAGAGACAAGGCGAGAGAUACAGCGAGUUCGGGGGACGGUAACUCCCACGACGACGACCAGCGAGGAAGCUCCGAUAGUGAAAAGAUGGAGAAAGGUGAUUCGCAGUCUUCCUCGACUGCCGCUCCGGAAGGCAAACGACGCGGCCCGCGAACGACUAUCAAGGCCAGACAGUUGGAAAUGCUCAAGUCGGCGUUUAAUCACGCACCGAAACCAUCUCGACAAGCAAGGGAACGACUGGCCAAAGAGACGGGGCUCACCAUGCGGGUCAUACAAGUAUGGUUUCAAAACAGACGCUCGAAGGAGCGAAGAAUGCGGCAACUAGACAAUACAGGCAAAAGCAUGAUUCAUGGCCAGCAGCCAGGAAUGCAGCAGCGAAGCCAGCAACUCUCUUAUCCGCCUACUAUUCUUCAUCAGGACAAUCAUGGCUUCUAUUCCCAACAUGCAGGGCAAUAUCAUGCAGCACCUGUACACUAUUCACAACAAUUGCAAUCACGUCCAGUGGAGCAGGCUCCAGGUGCUAGAGGUCCACUGACCACCUACCAUGGACAGACUGGAUACAUGCCUCCCCCACCUCCGGAAUCGAAUGUUCCCUACUCUUAUGGUUAUCAUUAUUCUGUUCCAUACCAGAGUCAACCAUCGAGUGUGCAGGCUCAGAGACUGCACAGGCCAUCAAGUCGACAGCUCGACAUGAUCUCUAGCCCUCCACAUCAUCCAUCGACUAUGACCCUACAGCACAUGCAAGAUGUCGGACAACUCGCGCAUCCUCCACCUCGUAAACUCUCAACUACUUCAUCGAUGAUCUGGAUUCCACAACAGUUGACUGUCAUGGAGGACUGUAUACCACCACCCCGUACUAGCUGAGCAAAGUCAAGCCGACUAGCAUAGGAAAACUCAAAAAUCGCUGGAGUACUGUUCUGUACUGUACUGUACUGUACUG
Molecule: messenger RNA, 1390 nt
Organism: Corticium candelabrum
Lineage: Eukaryota; Metazoa; Porifera; Homoscleromorpha; Homosclerophorida; Plakinidae
Product: LIM/homeobox protein Lhx1-like
Exons: 4
Coding region: 4-1314 (436 amino acids)
Biological process (GO): neuron differentiation; regulation of transcription by RNA polymerase II
Cellular component (GO): nucleus
Molecular function (GO): RNA polymerase II transcription regulatory region sequence-specific DNA binding; DNA-binding transcription factor activity, RNA polymerase II-specific
Source: RefSeq, a predicted model, not a curated record